AUGGACGGCGGCAGUACCAGCGGUACAUCGGAGGCCCCAACUGCGGUUGUUGGAGACGGAGCAGCUGGGUCACCGGUGUCGGGUAGGUGGAAUCCGACGAAGGAACAGAUAGCCAUGCUGGAGAAUUUAUAUGGACAAGGAUUAAGAACACCGACGGCUGAACAAAUUCAGGAGAUUACCAGUAGACUUCAAACUUAUGGACACAUCGAAGGCAAGAAUGUGUUCUAUUGGUUUCAAAAUCAUAAAGCUAGGCAAAGGCAGAAGCAGAAACAAGAUCAUCUCUUAUUGUUCCGGCAAUAUCACCACCAUCAGCUCCGCUGUCCUCCGCCUUUCCUCUCUCUACCUCCGUCGCCAAACGUUAUAUACGAACCAUGCUACAUGCCACAAAACAGUUUAGGGUUCUAUGGUCAGUGUCCACAAGUCGUGUCACCUAGCACCGGAAGGAGAAGAUCUCCACGAUCCACUAAGCCAAGGUCGCCGGAUGAUGGCGGAUUUCUGUUGACCCACCAGCCUGAAAGUGUUGUCACGCUCGCCGGAGGACAUAACACGAUGGUAAAAGAUCAAGAAGAGGAUAUCAUUAAUGGGAGAAGUUCCAGUGAUCAAGAAACUUUGGAUCUUUUUCCACUGCACCCAACUGGGAAUUUGCAAGAACGUGAGGAUACUACAAGCAAUGCUAGUUGUACUAUUGCUUCUACUGCUUGUACAUUAAGCUCCUCUGGAGGCGCCAUCGACCGUCUGUACUUUGACUUUUUUGCUUGA
Molecule: messenger RNA, 759 nt
Organism: Cynara cardunculus var. scolymus (artichoke)
Lineage: Eukaryota; Viridiplantae; Streptophyta; Magnoliopsida; Asterales; Asteraceae
Product: WUSCHEL-related homeobox 5-like
Exons: 2
Coding region: 1-759 (252 amino acids)
Biological process (GO): plant organ development
Molecular function (GO): DNA binding; DNA-binding transcription factor activity
Source: RefSeq, a predicted model, not a curated record